This is a messenger RNA of Monomorium pharaonis (pharaoh ant), 1685 nucleotides long. It is a transcript of the gene ImpL2, whose product is annotated as neural/ectodermal development factor IMP-L2. Gene Ontology annotation, biological process: axon guidance; homophilic cell-cell adhesion; dendrite self-avoidance. Gene Ontology annotation, molecular function: cell-cell adhesion mediator activity. The coding region runs from base 419 to 1297 and encodes 292 amino acids. The transcript has 7 exons. NCBI's taxonomy places the organism in Eukaryota, Metazoa, Arthropoda, Insecta, Hymenoptera, Formicidae. Gene Ontology annotation, cellular component: axon; plasma membrane. The record is from RefSeq and is a predicted model, not a curated record.
CGCACGUCGUCUUCCCUCUCUCCGGCUUGAGGCGGCUAAGGCAAACCAAUCCGGGCCGAAACGGCUGAUGCAACCGCGGCAAAACGGCGCAUCUGUCGCUCUCACUCACAUCUCACCGCCGCGCACAUCUCUCCUUUUUUUUUUUCAACAAUCGCGCUUGACACGCGAGACAACGGGAGCGAACGGGCGGCGGGCGGGGCGUUUCUGUUCGAUGUAAAUUAAUACGCUACUUAUUCGCACGUACGCGUACCGCAGGGUGUUUCCUCCGCGCCUCUCUGAGUCUGCUUUUCCCUCUUGUGCCGGAAAGAGUAUAUCUCUCCUAUAAGUAGUUCGUCUCUGAAUCGUCUGACCGAGACACGGGGCUUUUGUUCGACCAAGGAGCGAGCGGAUAAGAUUCCUUUCCUCCGGUUAAAUUCAGAUGCGGUCGUGUCUCUCGAGUCUCGCGCACCUCCUGGUGCUCGUCGCCGCAGCCGACGUAGCCCUCGGCAGCCCUUUGACGUUCUUCCUGCUGACGAAUGCAUCGUACGCGCGGGCGAACGUCGGUCAGUCCGGCACGGCGAACAGAUUGAGCAGCGACGCUAAGCCAGCCAACGGGAGGAAGAAUCCCUUCACGUCAACGUGGACCAGAAUUGUGCAGAAUCCGCCAGAUUCCUUAGAAGUCGCCGUCGGGAGUCGCGUCGAACUGCAAUGUGAGGUAAUUGGGAAUCCGCCGCCCCAGGUCUACUGGAUAACCGGAAACGAGCCGGAGAGGCAGAUUCAAGAGCUGACCGCGCGGGCCCAAAAAGCGAGCGACAUCAUGGACACGGAAUGGGACGGAGUCAGUCUGGUUACUUCCACAUACGUGAUCGAUUGCGUCAGGGCUGAGGAUCAAGGCUUGAAGUACUGUGUGUCCGUGUCUAAAAACGUGGUGGCCCAGUCGGCGGCGACGGUACUUUUGGUUAACAGCACCAAGACUACCGAAUGCAGCAGCGAGAGCCAGCCCACGAUCACCCUGCACUCUACCUGGCGAUUCGCCCUUCGCGACAGCACGGUAAUUCUUCCGUGCAGAGUCGUGGGUCAGCCGACGCCUUUUCUAUUCUGGAUAGACAAUGCGGACAAGAUCGUACAUCCCGCCACGCACGACAGGCACACCGUCCUACCUAAUGGCGAUCUGCAGAUUACGGAGCUCGAAUGGAUCGAUAUGGGCCGGUACACGUGCAAGGUGCAAUCGGGAUACACGGAGAAGAGCGUGUCCACAUUUCUGUAUCCCGUACUUCCCAGUGAAGCAAAUGAAAGGCAAAUGAUAAAUUCCUUGUAAAAAGGAUUAAAAAAUUCCUGCAUUUUCAAUGCUUUUAUUGUAAGCAUGCAUAAGUGACCAAAAAAUUUAUCACAUUCAUCUUUGUCUAUAAAAAUAGAAUGUAAUUUAAUUAGAAAUAUUGUGUACUAGAGAAAUGUACUUAUUUUUUUUUAAAUUAAAUUUACGAUACCAGUGCUACUUGUCCUCGCUUGAUGUUUGAGUGACAGAUUCGCUUCUCAUGUUGGAUUGACGCACAAAAAAAUUUUCUCUUGUAUUUGCGCAUCGAAGAGAAUUUGUAAAUGAGUUGAAAACAAUUUUAAUAAACGCGACCUAUAACAUCUAUGUAAAAAUGUUUACUCCUGCUAUUUGUAGAAAUCUUUAAAUACAGAACUUUAGAAGAAUUAAAAAA